Medioppia subpectinata is the source of this 1251-nucleotide messenger RNA. Lineage: Eukaryota; Metazoa; Arthropoda; Arachnida; Sarcoptiformes; Oppiidae. The record is from the annotation of a GenBank genome assembly.
AUGAUGCUAGAACAAUUACUAGUUAGAAUAUCUAUUGAAUGCAGUUUUACUAUAAUUCUUGUGCCACAAUCUAAGAGAAAAUCAACCAUGAACAAGUUACUUUUAAAUAUUCUGACUAAUUGCGUCCUGUUUGCACUCAUAUCGUGCAUGAACUGUGCCUUCACUUCAACAGGCCUGGAUACACCACUAGGCACUAAUUCAACGAGUUCAAACACAACUAAUUCUCAAAACAUCACACUAGUUCCUUCAGCCACAACGGGAACGGGAAUGAAUGGGACCGGUACGACUGCACCAGGAAUGCCGGGACAGGGAAUGCCGGGAACAGUAAUGCCGGGACAGGGAAUGCCGGGACAGGGAAUGCCGGGACAGGGAAUACCGGGAACAGGAAUGCCAGCAACACCGGCAAUGGGAAUGAAUGGAACCGCUGGAUCACCUACUCCUAACCCUAGAAACAACUCUAUGGCAGACAACCCAAGGGCUAACAACUCAACCGGAAUGAACUCAACGGCAAAUAAAGAUGGGACUAAUGGUCAGCAAACAACUGGUCAACAAACUAAUGGCCAACAAACUGAUGGUCAAAAAACUAAUGGUACACAAACUAAUGGUCAACAAACUAUUAACGGUACCUCUACUAAUCAAGGUGCUAGCUCAGAUAGAUCAAUGACUGGCAAUUCUACUUCAACCACAUCUCCAAAUACGGGCUCGUCGACCGUCGCAGCACUCGCUUCAAUGACAUCCAUUGUAGUCUCAGUUUUGGGCGCCGGCGUAACCGUAACGGUGGCUGCGCGGGACGCUAGGACUACAGUCGCCCACAUUGACAGCACCGGCAGUGGUCUGUUGUCGCCACUGAUAGUCGGGCGAGACUCGGGCCAAAUUGGCGCCUAUAUUACGGCCGUCUUUAAGCCACAAGCAAUCGCCGGCUGCGGCCGACACCCGAUCGCCGGUCACCACACACUCCAACACAAAGGGUUGGCCCUCGCGUACGGCCAAACUCUGGGGCUCAGCCGAGAAUCGGCGACCAGUUUGUGUCGUGGGUUCAGUUAUGGUAGCAAUUGUCGCCACAUUGCUGGCCAAAGCCUGCGCGGCCGCAACCUGAGUGGCGAUCACUUCCUGAAGCCAUUGGCGCACAAUGUUGAGUGCCGUCGUGUCCAACCAGACUCGCUCAGCCGCAGCCGGGUUUACGGCACCGAUAUAUAUGUCAAGUCGUUGCGCGCCAGUAGUCGGGAUCUGAUCCAACCAUACGCUGAUUGA